Miscanthus lutarioriparius is the source of this 600-nucleotide messenger RNA. Lineage: Eukaryota; Viridiplantae; Streptophyta; Magnoliopsida; Poales; Poaceae. The record is from the annotation of a GenBank genome assembly.
AUGGCAUACUACGGCCGUGACCAGCGCUACGGCGGGUACGGCGGCGGCAUCGCGACGCCGGGGUACGCUCCUCCGGUGCCGUACGGGAUGUCGCAGGUGAACAUCGAGGGCAACGGGUGCGGGCGGCCGCUGCCGCCGCAGCCGACCGUGAAGGUGUACUGCCGCGCCAACCCCAACUACGCCAUGACUAUCCGCGACGGCAGGGUGGUGCUGGCGCCGGCGAACCCCAAGGACGAGUACCAGCACUGGAUCAAGGACAUGCGGUGGAGCACGAGCAUCAAGGACGAGGAGGGUUACCCGGCGUUCGCGCUGGUGAACAAGGCGACCGGGGAGGCCAUCAAGCACUCGCUGGGGCAGUCCCACCCGGUGCGCCUGGUGCCCUACAACCCGGACUUCCAGGACGAGUCCGUGCUCUGGACCGAGAGCCGCGACGUCGGCAAUGGCUUCCGAUGCAUCCGCAUGGUCAACAACAUCUACCUCAACUUCGACGCCCUCCACGGCGACAAGUGGCACGGCGGCGUCCGUGACGGCACCGACGUCGUGCUCUGGAAGUGGUGCGAGGGCGACAACCAGCGCUGGAAGAUCCAACCCUACUACUGA